ACUAUUUCUCUAUCCCUAAAACCAGUUCUCUCAAUUGCGAUUCCUCGUUAUCCCAAACCAGGCAGCCAUGUCUCCGGGUCCCGUUGUUGAGGCUGAUGCCCCCAAGCCUGAAGUAGCCGACCUGAUCUCUUCCACUGAGGAGGAGACCCAACAAAAGCUUAAGCUCGAGGAUGAACCUGUUGUAGAGGACGUGAAGGAGGAUGAUGAAGACGAAGAGGACGACGAUGACGAUGAGGACGAUGACAAGGAAGAUGGAACCCCAGGGGCAAAUGGGAGUUCUAAGCAGAGCAGAAGUGAAAAGAAGAGUCGUAAGGCAAUGUUGAAGCUGGGCAUGAAACCUGUUACCGGUGUUAGUAGGGUGACCAUCAAGAGAACAAAAAAUAUACUAUUUUUCAUCUCAAAACCGGAUGUUUUUAAGAGCCCAAAUUCUGAGACAUAUGUCAUAUUUGGGGAGGCUAAGAUAGAGGAUUUGAGUUCUCAACUGCAGACACAGGCAGCCCAACAGUUUAGGGUGCCUGACAUGGCAUCUGUACUUCCAAAAUCAGAUAUUUCCGGUGCAGCUGCUGCUUCACAGGCUGAUGAAGAGGAGGAAGAAGUUGAUGAGACUGGGGUUGAGCCGAGAGACAUUGAUCUAGUUAUGACACAAGCCGGAGUAUCAAGGAGUAAGGCUGUCAAGGCUCUCAAAACACAUAAUGGGGACAUUGUUAGUGCUAUUAUGGAGCUCACUACUUAAGUGGGAUUUGGCGGUUUCAUGCAUUAUCUUGCCAUCUUAUUUUAUGUUAAUGAGUUCUUGGAUCUUCUAGUUAACAUAGUCUGAUUGGUUCACCGAUCAUCAGGUAGCUGAAUUAUCCUUUGUUUUUGUCAAACUUGAGAGUUCUUUUUCAAUGCAGUUUUUGAGUUAUAGGUUC
Manihot esculenta (cassava) is the source of this 908-nucleotide messenger RNA. Its product is annotated as nascent polypeptide-associated complex subunit alpha-like protein 2. The coding region runs from base 68 to 733 and encodes 221 amino acids. The record is from RefSeq and is a predicted model, not a curated record. Gene Ontology annotation, cellular component: cytoplasm; nascent polypeptide-associated complex. NCBI's taxonomy places the organism in Eukaryota, Viridiplantae, Streptophyta, Magnoliopsida, Malpighiales, Euphorbiaceae. The transcript has 4 exons. Gene Ontology annotation, biological process: protein targeting to membrane.